AUGUCCCGUCGCCUUGCUUCUGAUCAGAGGGAGCUGCUGCGAGGACAGGCAGACCAUGCGGCAGAGCCAGUCCAACAGCCUGUGGCCGUCAGAGAAACGAUCAGAGUCAAUGUUACGGUGUUGAAAACCAGUGGAGAAUUUCACAAAGGACAGGUUGUUUUUAAUAUCACCUAUGUUAAUGGACAGGUAUAUCUAAAUGAUUUUCCUAUGAAAAGUGGGGUUGCCCACAUAACGUGUCAAACAGUGAUACUGGAGAAUGGAAACCUGGAUAACUUACCAGAUCAGCAGCGCCUGGGAACUGUCAGCGUUCGCAUCAUGGUUCACGAGUGGCCUUUGGCAUCCAGUUCUGAUUUGCAGCUGAUUGUCAUUCAGGAAGAAGUGACAGAAAUUGAUGGAAAACAGGUUCAACAGGAAGAAGUAACAGAAAUAGAUAUUUUGGUAAAGGACCUGAGAGUACUUAGACACUCCAACUACACUGUCCCCUUGAAAGAGAGCAUGCUGUAUUCUAUACCAAGGGACAAUGACGUGUUAUUUACACUUCCCAACCUCUCAGGAAAAGAUAUUCAAGAUCCACUGCAAACUACCAGUCAGUACCUCAUCCGGCAAGUAGAAACUACAGUAGAUGAAGAGACGUUACCUGGCAAGUUACCAGAGACCCCUCUUAGGAUAGAACCUCCAUCAUCAUACAAGGUGAUGUGCCAGUGGGUGGAAGACUUGAGAAAAGGAUUAUGCAGAUUCUGGUUUCGAUCUUUACCCAUCUUCUUUAGUUUCAUGGAAGUCAUUGUAGUUGGAGUUGUUGGAGCAGCUCUUAUUCUCAAAGUCUUAAAGGUGAUUUUCCCUUCCUGUGAAAACAAAGGCAUCCUUCUCCUGGAUCAAGUCAGCUUUGUACCUGUGAUUACCAUCAGCUUGCCUUCAGAUUUUCCAGACAGGAAAAAUAAUUUAGAUGAGAAAGCAUGUACUUAA
Phaethon lepturus (White-tailed tropicbird) is the source of this 963-nucleotide messenger RNA. RefSeq names its product glycoprotein integral membrane 1 (gene GINM1). The record is from RefSeq and is a predicted model, not a curated record. The transcript has 8 exons. Bases 1 to 963 code for a protein of 320 amino acids. NCBI's taxonomy places the organism in Eukaryota, Metazoa, Chordata, Aves, Phaethontiformes, Phaethontidae.